UUUCGUGGCAAAUAUUUCAUAAUUAUGAAUAUACUUUGUGAAAUUGUUGAAGAAUAAUUGUCCUUUCAUGUAAUUGUGUGCCAAUCCCCUUUGUUACACGGGGAUCGACACCCUCAUAUAUAAAUGAGAGCGUUCUGAAACUAAAAAACAAAUUUGACGUAUUAACAACUUUCGUUGAGAAAAAGCUCCAGACCGCAAAUAAUCAAUUCUCUUUGGCCUAUUAGGGUUUCCAGAGUUCAACUCACACUUUAUUGUUGUUCUCUAAUUAAUUAUUUUUUCGACGGUUUGGAUCCACUUUAUACCAAAACACAAUAACUAUAUUGUAAACAUUACUUCACAAAGCCCAAUGCUAUUAUCUAAAUUACCAUCUACAUCCAACUCGACUCCCUCCCACGCAUGUUAUGUGGUGAUCAGCACAGCACGAGGGGGCCCGAGUACUCAACUUCAUAUUAAUAUCAGGUUUAUGUCCGCUGAGGGAAGCUCUACCGUGCAUCCUUCCACGGUCUGCAGCAACGAAUGAAAGUGUGCCAGAAUGUAGGUCGACACGACCUCAAUUUUCACCAAGCGCUUCUCGUCUAACAACCUACCAUCAGUGUGUAGACUCUCACUGUUAGACGCGCGAUGGAGUACAAACCUGUGAAACACAGAUGUAAGGCUUUAUUUUUCGUUGUAUUCUUCAGGCAGUUGGUGUUGAUCCGUUCGGACGGAGUGUUUACAGACCAGACACCUGAUGGUGCGAAGCUGUCGUGUUCCCAGUGGUCGUGUAAAAAAACCAUACAUCGAAUUCCUCUCCUCGUUUCAAGGAGACAUUUAAGCUCAGCUGGGUGUGCUUGUGACCAAUAUUGUGGCAUUGUGGGAGAUUGUUGCAUGGAUUACAAUUCUAACUCAGAUGAUGAUGAGAUGGAGACACUUAAUAGAAUAGAACCUCACCUCCGCUGUGUCCAAGACUCGACUGUGGCCACUGAGGACGGGUUUUUAGCUGUGGUCAGUUGCCCCCAAAGCUGGUUGGGAUCUGAGACUGAGGUUUUAUGCAAGUCUGACAAUGUCGGCGAUCUAAUGCUGAGACUACCAGUUACAGGGAAUCACUCGGGCCUUGUAUACCGCAACCUGUACUGCGCUGUGUGCCACGACGAACCCUAUCAGUUGUGGCGACCAACGGUUGACUGCAGAUCCCGGACGCCUUUGAAUCUUAAUGCCGGAUCCAGCAUGAGCGAAAUCCUGGAGAACCGCGAAUGUAGCCUUAGAUCUCUUCCGCCGGACAAAGAAGGACAAUAUCGUCCCUGUAUACCUGAUGCAAUUAAACAUUGUGCCCCCGACCUCAAAGACACUGCCAUUGCAUCUCAAUGUGAGACAAGCACUUAUAUGCAACCCGUGUACUCUGAUACUGGUAUGACGUUUUAUAAUGAUAAAUGCGCACUGUGUAAUUAUCAAUCACCGUUGUGUCAAAAGAAAACCUUCCCAACUGAUCCAAACUGGAAAUUGUAUUCUUUCUCAAUUCUGUUUGAUUUAAACACCAACAGUGGAUCCAUGAAAGUAGGAUCCACAUCGGAAGAAUUGCAAGAAGAAGUGAAUAUUACACACACAUGUUCCUCGAUACAAGUGUAUGACCCAUUCAUUCAGCAAUGUCGUCGCGUCUAUAGGGCUAGUCAGCUGGAUGACGUGAUUAGUUUCAAUCUGAACAACACAACGUCAAACAUCACCAUUGAUUGCCCGAGACUUCAAUUAAAUGGAAGUGAGUUUGCCAUUUCGAGAGACGGCACACUCGAGACUGUGUCUGGAUAUACAUAUGAUAAAACGGAAUACGAUUUCGAUGGAGUAUAUGCAUACGUGUGUACAAAUUUGACACAGAAUUUCACUGAAACUGUCCCGUUCAUUGACACGAAGAUAGAAUUUAAUUUCACCCUCACAUCAGCUAUUGUAACAUCAAUAGGUUUAUGUGUUUCUUUAUUGGGGUUGCUUGCCACGAUGGGUGUGUAUGCAGUCAUAAAGGUUCUGAGAAAUAUUCCUGGGAAAAUUCUCCUCUCUCUAACCACGUCGUUGUUCUUUGCCAACCUGACUGUGCUCUUCGCACCACGGGCUGAAAGUCUUCCAACUUUAUGUAAAGUUAUUGCGGCGUUGAUGCACUAUCUGUUCCUGGACGCAUUCUUGUGGAUGAACGUAAUGGCGGCAGAUGUCUGGUUCACAUUCUCCAAGAGUUUUGUCAAGGCGGGCGAUGGUGGGAGGUCGUCGAAGAGGUUCAUGUUGUACAACGUUUACGCCCGGGGAAUUGCCAUCGUUCUUGUAACGGCAGCCGUAACUGUCGACAACGUGGUCUCUGAAAGUCAGUUCAAGCCAAAUUACGGACGUGGGUUAUGCUGGAUAACAAACAAACGAGGCCUACUUGUUUUCUUUGCCGUGCCGUUAUUUCUUCUCAUUUGUCUUAACUUCGGUUUUUUCUCCAUUGCGUCCAAGAAUAUCCUGGAUGCUGAAAAACAAUCUGCCGCCUAUUUGGGCAAAGGUGUUGAUUUCAAAUUUCGUAUAUGUGCUAAACUGGCUGUUGUGAUGGGAUUGACGUUGGUGUUGGGAUUCUUGGCGUCCAUGUUUCCAUACACCGUUAUCUGGUACACUUACAUCAUUUUCAACACUUUUCAGGGCUUGUUUAUAUGUGUUGCGUUUGUGUGUACCAGAAAGGUGUUCAAUUUACUCCGGGACUGGUUUAGUAAUCUUCGGAGACCGUCUGCCACCACUGACAGAAACCUCUCGAGCCCGACACGCAGCGCUGAUCUCUCGUGAAGAAGAGCUGGGAGGUUAUCGCUACCCUGCAGGCAUCUGCAAGAAAUUACAUUAGAUUCGGAAGCAGUGAACAUGAAAAGGCAAAUACUGUUUACAGUGAUAAUUUAUAUAAUGCACGAAAAUAGUUAGGGAUCAUUAAUGUUUUUGGAGUCAUUUUUAAUGAAAUUGUCUUCAUCACAAAAAAUAUCCACAUAAAAUCCUCACCUGUUUUGUUCAGGAUAUUAGUUACAAAAUUACUUUUUCGAAGAGAGGAUAAAAAAGUAACUGCACGUAUUAGUGGGACGUUUGACAAAAGGAUAAAUCAAACCUGUCUGGUGUUUUGUACUGAAAAUGGUCCCUUUAUUAUGGUUAUUAUAUAUAUAUAUAUAUAUAUAUAUAUAUUUCACAUGCUGCCAGGCACCUUUCCGGUGUGUUCAGUCCCCAGUGUUGGACAACAAACAUGUAGCCAUGUAGUCCGUGUAUUCGAAACAGCGAUGACUAUACAAUUCAAACGGCAAUGGACAAUUGAAGGCAAGGGACUAACUGGAUUACGUACUGACACCUUGUCCUCAAUUUACACCCUCAAUGAACAAUAGUAAAACGGUGAUGGGGCUAUUGCCUUUGGAGUGGAUAAAUUGUGGAUAAGUCGUCUUUAAAUGCGACGACUAUAGAGGAAAUUCAGUCGAAAUGCUUAUAACGAACUACGGUUAUAACGAACUAAAAUUGGAUAUCCCUUUUGAGUUCUUUAUAACCGGAGGCGAUCGGUUAAAGUGGUGAAAGUGUUCGCUCAUCUCGCCGAAGACCCGGGUUCGAUUCCCGACAUGGGUACAAUGUUUGAAGCCCAUUUCUGGUGUCCCCCGCCGUGAUAUUGCUCGAAUAUUGUUAAAAGCGGCAUAAAACCAUACUCACUCACUCUUUAUAACCGUAGUUUACUGUCAUUAUUUUUCGUGCUGAUAUGAGACCAGUGUCUGUGUUUCGCAGGUAUAUAUACUGAGCAAACAAAAUGAGGGAUCAUGAAUAUUUUUGGGGAUGUGUUUUGUAGUGAAGACUUAGCACACAAUUUCAUAAAAAAAAAAAAUUAACCAAAAAAUGUUCAUGAUCCCUAACUUUUUAUGUUCAGUAUAUACGUAUAGAUAUUGUUUGAUGAAUUAGAUGAAAGGGGUAAAGAAGGAAGGUUGUGAGGGAAAUACUGGCAACCAUAGAGGGAAACGAUUGUGAAUUUUCUUUUCAAGGGUGUCCAUCAUCAUAGUGAGUGGGUAAAUGCUUAACACUAAUUAUGUUCAUGGUUUCCAUUGAUAUAUCAUGUUUAAAGGUUUUCUUUAUUUCUUUUAGGAAACAUCCCUGUAUAUACUGUUCCCAUCUCCCCUGUCACGAUCCCCGGUAGUGUGUAUACAUAGUUACAAACAUGCUUGACUACAAUAAUAUGUUUUUACAUUAUAUGUGUUACACUUAGAAUAAUAAAUAAAAUAAUAAUCUGGUAUA
Messenger RNA from Haliotis rufescens (red abalone), 4233 nucleotides. RefSeq lists its product as uncharacterized. The transcript has a single exon. Gene Ontology annotation, biological process: cell surface receptor signaling pathway; G protein-coupled receptor signaling pathway. Lineage: Eukaryota; Metazoa; Mollusca; Gastropoda; Lepetellida; Haliotidae. Gene Ontology annotation, molecular function: G protein-coupled receptor activity. Bases 622 to 2772 code for a protein of 716 amino acids. Gene Ontology annotation, cellular component: membrane. The record is from RefSeq and is a predicted model, not a curated record.